Sclerotinia borealis F-4128 is the source of this 2607-nucleotide messenger RNA. NCBI's taxonomy places the organism in Eukaryota, Fungi, Ascomycota, Leotiomycetes, Helotiales, Sclerotiniaceae. The record is from the annotation of a GenBank genome assembly.
AUGGUUUUGUUAGUAUCGAAAAGAGGGUGUCGACUAUGGCCACCAUACUUGACACAAGUUACUCGACCUGGUCAGACUAAGCCUAGUCAAUUGAAGGUGUUCGUUCGCUAUAAAAGCCUUGAUGCAUCAACAGAGGCACCAACAAUGGCAUUAACAAAGACAACUCGAAAUAUCGGUAUAAUAGCUCAUAUCGAUGCAGGUAAGACAACUACUACAGAGCGUAUGCUCUAUUACAGUGGCCAUACUCGACACCUAGGAGACGUUGAUGAUGGCUCUACCGUCACAGACUUUCUCCCUGCCGAAAGAGCCAGGGGAAUCACUAUUCAAUCGGCAGCUGUGACCAUGCAUUGGCCUCCUGUGAAUGAGAAGAGGACCGAAGAUUUUCGAUCGGAUGUAUCACAUACCGUUAAUCUGAUUGAUACUCCUGGCCAUGCAGAUUUUACAUUUGAAGUCCUUCGUUCUUUGAGAAUUCUUGAUGGUGCUGUGUGUAUUCUUGAUGGUGUGGCAGGGGUAGAAGCCCAGACGGAGAAAGUAUGGAAACAGGCGAAUAACUAUAGUAUUCCUAGAAUUGCUUUCAUCAAUAAGCUUGAUCGUGAAGGAGCCGCCUUUGCAAGAACGGUCAAGGAAAUUGGAUCGAGACUUGGAGGUUGGCCUGCGGUCUGUCAGAUCCCGUGGUGGGAAAAUGGCAAAGGGAAGUUUAUCGGAGUUGCUGAUGUAGUCAACCUUAUUGCUCUGAAAUGGAAAGAAGAUGGCGACGGCAAAUCCUUCCGAUACGUCGAUAUUUACGAGUUGGAAAUUACUGACCCAGACUUCCGUUUAGAAAUUUUGAAAGCACGAGCUGCACUCGUGGACGCAUUGUGCCAUUUCGACUACGAGUUUCUUGAAAUCUGGUCGGAUAGUGAUUCUGAUCAUGGCGUCUCGUCAGAAGACAUUACAGAAAGUCUAAGAAGAUGCGUGCUUGGCGGCUCUGGUAAAGUCAUACCUGUCUUUGCUGGAGCCAGUUUUCGGAACAUUGGAGUUCAACCACUUCUUGAUGCCAUUAUUGAUCUCCUACCGAAUCCUACUGAAAGGCCUAGUCCAGAGGUUCGACUCGGCAACGUCCAUGGCAGUCUAUCCCAGCUUUUACUUGGAGAACUAGACCUCACCGCAGCGCAACCGAAAAAUAUAUCCAAGAAAUCCGAUCCCCAGACUUCUCUCGUUGCCCAGAUCAAAGCUUGUGCGCUUGCUUUCAAGGUAGUCAAUGAUCCUCGACGUGGCGUAUUAGUUUAUAUCAGGGUAUACUCCGGUAGGGUCAAGCGAAACUCUACCUUAUGGAAUACGAAUCUUCACGUUUCCGAAAAAGCUCAAAGGCUUUUGCAGAUGUACGCAUCCGACGCGGUAGAAAUAGAAAGCAUUCCAGCCGGCCAGAUUGGCGUUAUCGCCGGGUUGAAACAUGCUCGCACGGGCGAUACUUUAUUGUCAAUUACAGCUGCUCAUCUGAAAAACGGUCCACCACCACCCUUAAAUAUCCUUCAACUACGACCGAUUGAAGUCCCUCCACCAGUCUUUUUUGCUGCGAUAGAACCGCAUAGUCUAAGCGAAGAGAAGAACGUUGCUGAAAUAUUGCAACUCUUGUUGAGAGAAGAUCCUAGUCUUCAUGUCAAUAUUGAUGAAGAAUCUGGACAAAUGCAGUUGAGUGGUAUGGGUGAGCUACACCUAGAGAUCGCCAAAGAUCGACUUGUGAAUGAUUUCAAGGCCAAGGCAACCAUGGGUAACAUCGAAAUCGGCUAUCGAGAAUGCGUCCUGUCUCCAGCAUCACCUCAUCAUUAUAUUUUCGAUCGUGAAGUUGCUGGUAAGAAAGGAAAGGCAGGGUGCGAAGCUAGCAUUAGUCCGGAUGAGCAGCCUUUAGAAGAAUCAGACCAUACUAUAGAUAUAGAUGGAAACACAAUUACUAUCCGUAUUCUCAGACCUGCUAAACAUGAUGGAGGCGAUGGAACCCUGACACUGCCCUCCAAGAUGACUCUGGCCGAAGUCCACACGGCAUUGAUCAAUGGGGCCGUUGCAGGCCUUGCUCGUGGUCCACGUCGUGCAUUCCCACUCCAUUCUGCACAUGUACUAUUAAAAUUUGACACCAUCGAGGAUGUUUUCGGCUCUGCGACCACACCCGCCGCAUUAUCUUCUGCAUCAAGACACGCAGUACAAGCUGCUCUCAAAGAAGCGUUCCAGGCAAACUCCAUCGGACUAAUGGAGCCGGUCAUGAACGUAGUUAUCAGCUGCGACGAAUUAACCCUCGGUGCAAUUAUUCACGACAUCUCAUCAGCUCGAGGUGGCCAUGUGCUAUCACUCGAACAUGAUAGCGAAGUAGAAGAUUCAGAGUAUGAAAUGGCACGAAUUUUUCAACCUAGACGACAACCUAAAAUUUAUGCUCCCCCAGAUCCUUUCGCAUCGGGAACCAGCACAGAUUCGUCAGGUCCUGGUCAGCAGCGCCAAGUCACUGCCAGAGUACCAUUGAAAGAAAUGGUUGGAUAUUUGAAGCAUCUGAGGAGUAUGACUAGUGGCAGAGGGACUUUCAUUAUGAGUUAUGAUAAGUUUGAAAGAUUGUCUGGACCGAGAGAAAAGGCUUUGUAG